UACAUCACAAACUUGCAAGCUAGUUAUUCAUUUCCUAUCAAACAGCACUGUUGCAUACUAAUGGCUCCGAUUCACAGGCUACAUGCUCAACACGAGUUGAAAAAUUGUUCAGCAGACCAAUACUUUAGUUUUCUAAAGUAUGACAUGGCAAAACUCCAGCGGAUUUGUCCUCAAUUUUUCAAGAGUUUCCAGACACCUGCUGGAGAUGAAAACGGUGUCGGCACCAUAUGGCUCGCGACAUUGGCUAUGGGGCCUUCUCAUGAGGAAAUGGUGAAGGUGAAGGUGAAGCAUAAGGUUGUAGCCGUGGAUGAUGAAAGUAGGACUCUUAAGGUCAGUAUGAUCGAUGGAGAUCUCUUGCGUAAGUAUCCAAAGAUAGAGCAGACGUUCACUGUAACUCCAAUAGUGACACAAGGAAAUGAGCAAAGCUGCGUAGUGAAAUUGUCCGUAGAGUAUUAGAAAUAAAAUGAAAAUGUCCCUCAUCCCCAUGAGUAUAUGGAGUGUGCAGCUAUCAUGAAUCAAGCCAUUGCUCGUCACGUUGCAAAGAAUGCAUAAUUUAUACACAAGCUGGCUAGCUGUACUAAUGACGCAUAAAUAAAACUCUUGGAUCGAUCGGAUCCAUUAAAUAAUAUAUGGUCAUCCCUGUAAGUCCCUAGUUAGUAAAUUGGCUAAUUAUACUCUUAUAAUUCGUGAA
Messenger RNA from Papaver somniferum (opium poppy), 691 nucleotides. Its product is annotated as major latex protein 146-like. The record is from RefSeq and is a predicted model, not a curated record. Lineage: Eukaryota; Viridiplantae; Streptophyta; Magnoliopsida; Ranunculales; Papaveraceae. Bases 61 to 456 code for a protein of 131 amino acids. Gene Ontology annotation, biological process: defense response. The transcript has 2 exons.